CCGGUGCGGUGCAGCCGCGGAUGGAUGCUGCGGGAAGGGGCUGCCAUUUGCUGCCCCUGCCAGUCGCGCGCGGACCCGCCGGCUCUCCUGCAGCGGCGGCCGCCAGCGCCGUCAGCCGGCCCGGCCUCUGCGGCGCCGCCGCCUCGCCUCCCUCCGCGGCCGCAGGAGCGGUCGCCAUGAACCCCAGCUCCUCGGCGGGCGAGGAGAAGGGGGCGACAGGCGGCAGCAGCAGCGGCGGAAGCGGAGCCGGGAGCUGCUGCCUGGGCGCCGAGGGCGGCGCGGACCCGCGGGGCGCGGGGGCAGCGGCGGCGGCCGGGGCCGCUGCCCUGGAAGAGCCCGCGGCCGCCGGCCCGAAAGAGAAGGACGAGGCGCUGGAGGAGAAGCUGAGGAACUUAACUUUCCGGAAGCAGGUCUCUUACAGGAAAGCCAUCUCCCGGGCAGGCCUGCAGCACCUGGCUCCCGCGCAUCCCCUCAGCCUUCCUGUGGCAAACGGUCCAGCCAAGGAGCCCAGAGCGACUCUGGACUGGAGUGAGAAUGCCGUGAAUGGAGAGCACCUGUGGCUGGAGACCAACGUCUCAGGAGACCUGUGCUACCUGGGAGAGGAGAACUGCCAAGUCAGAUUUGCAAAAUCGGCUCUCAGGAGGAAGUGUGCGGUCUGUAAGAUCGUGGUCCACACCGCCUGCAUUGAACAGCUAGAAAAGAUUAAUUUCAGAUGUAAACCAACAUUUCGAGAAGGGGGCUCAAGAUCGCCAAGAGAAAAUUUUGUGCGUCAUCACUGGGUGCACAGGCGUCGACAGGAGGGGAAAUGUAAGCAGUGUGGUAAGGGCUUCCAGCAAAAGUUCUCCUUCCACAGUAAAGAGAUUGUGGCUAUCAGCUGUUCCUGGUGCAAGCAGGCGUUUCACAAUAAGGUGACCUGCUUCAUGCUGCAUCACAUUGAGGAACCCUGCUCCCUGGGGGCUCAUGCUGCUGUUAUUGUCCCACCCACCUGGAUCAUUAAGGUGAAGAAACCUCAGAACUCCCUGAAGGCUUCAAAUCGGAAGAAGAAGAGAACAAGCUUUAAAAGAAAAGCCAGUAAAAGAGGAACUGAACAGGAAAACAAAGGUCGUCCUUUUGUAAUAAAACCUAUCUCUUCUCCUCUCAUGAAACCCUUGCUUGUGUUUGUGAACCCCAAGAGUGGAGGCAACCAGGGAACCAAAGUCCUGCAGAUGUUCAUGUGGUACCUGAAUCCACGGCAAGUCUUUGAUCUUUCUCAGGAAGGGCCAAAAGAUGCGCUUGAGUUGUAUAGGAAAGUACCAAAUCUGCGAAUUCUGGCCUGUGGUGGGGAUGGAACGGUGGGCUGGAUCCUUUCUAUUCUGGAUGAAUUGCAGCUGAGCCCUCAGCCUCCUGUCGGGGUCCUUCCUCUGGGCACCGGGAAUGACCUGGCUCGAACUCUCAACUGGGGAGGGGGCUACACUGAUGAACCUGUUUCUAAGAUCCUUUGCCAAGUAGAAGAUGGGACAAUUGUACAGCUAGAUCGCUGGAAUCUCCAUGUGGAAAGAAACCCAGACUUGCCUCCUGAAGAACUUGAAGAUGGCGUAUGUAAGCUUCCUCUGAAUGUUUUCAAUAAUUACUUCAGCCUUGGAUUUGAUGCCCACGUCACACUGGAGUUCCAUGAAUCCAGAGAAGCAAAUCCAGAGAAAUUCAACAGUCGUUUUCGAAAUAAAAUGUUCUAUGCAGGGGCAGCUUUUUCUGAUUUCCUACAGAGAAGCUCUAGAGAUCUUUCCAAACAUGUUAAAGUUGUCUGUGAUGGAACAGAUCUCACUCCAAAGAUUCAGGAACUCAAGUUCCAGUGUAUAGUAUUUUUAAAUAUACCCAGAUAUUGUGCUGGCACAAUGCCCUGGGGGAACCCAGGAGAUCACCAUGAUUUUGAACCUCAGCGUCAUGAUGAUGGUUAUAUUGAAGUCAUUGGAUUCACCAUGGCCUCCUUGGCAGCCCUGCAAGUUGGAGGCCAUGGAGAAAGGCUGCACCAAUGUCGGGAGGUCAUGCUGCUAACUUACAAAUCCAUCCCCAUGCAAGUGGAUGGGGAGCCCUGUAGGUUGGCCCCAGCCAUGAUUCGGAUCUCCUUGAGGAAUCAGGCCAACAUGGUACAGAAGAGCAAGAGGAGAACGUCCAUGCCUUUACUCAAUGACAUCCAUCAGGUGCAAGCUGCGGACCUGCGGAGAGUGUCUGCCCCCCCUGGCUCCUUCACCAUUCCCCAGUCUGUCCCAGACCGCCUGAGGAUCCGGGUGAACAAAAUCGGUUUACAAGACUAUGAAGGAUUCCACUAUGACAAAGAGAAACUCCGGGAAGCUUCCAUCCCUCUGGGUAUUCUAGUGGUGCGUGGAGACUGUGAUUUGGAGACUUGCCGUAUGUACAUAGAUCGCCUACAGGAGGACCUGCAGUCAGUUUCUUCUGGCUCCCAGAGAGUUCAUUACCAGGACCAUGAAACCUCCUUCCCCAGGGCUCUCUCAGCCCAGAGGCUCUCCCCACGGUGGUGCUUUCUAGAUGCAACUUCUGCUGAUCGCUUUUAUCGAAUAGACAGAUCUCAGGAACAUUUGCACUUUGUGAUGGAGAUUUCCCAAGAUGAGAUUUUUAUUCUGGACCCAGAUAUGGUAUUGUCACAGCAAGCAGGGACACCUCCGGGAAUGCCUGAUCUGGUGGUGGAGCAAGCCUCGGGAAUGUCAGACUGGUGGAAUCCUGCCCUGAGGAAACGCAUGCUGAGUGAUAGUGGGCUGGGAAUGAUAACUCCGCAUUAUGAGGACUCAGACUUGAAAGAUCUCAGCCACUCCCGUGUGCUACAGUCCCCAGUCUCUUCAGAAGAUCACGCAAUUUUGCAGGCAGUAAUAGCUGGUGAUCUUAUGAAGCUAAUAGAAAGCUAUAAAAAUGGAGGCAGUCUGCUAAUUCAGGGACCAGACCACUGUUCACUCCUUCACUACGCAGCUAAAACCGGCAAUGGGGACAUCGUGAAGUACAUCCUUGACCACGGACCUUUCGAGUUAUUGGAUAUGGCAGACAGUGAAACGGGUGAGACUGCACUGCACAAGGCUGCCUGCCAGCGGAACCGGGCUGUGUGCCAGCUUCUCGUGGACGCAGGAGCAUCUCUGAGAAAGACGGACUCCAAGGGUAAGACACCUCAAGACAGAGCACAGCAGGCUGGAGACCCAGAUUUGGCUGCUUACUUAGAAAGCCGCCUGAACUAUAAGAUCAUUGGCCAUGAGGACCUGGAAACUGCUGUUUGACCCUGAUAGACGGGCAAUGAGAACCUGCGCGAGCAUAUCACCUGUGCCCUCCCAGCGAUCGGGCAGCUCCCCUGGAAGAAGCCGAUGGAAACCAUAAGUCUGUCUCCUGCAAGAAUCUAUCUGAGACCAUGCCACCAAUUUUAAGGGCUCCCAAGAUGUACAAGAGAACAGAUAGCCCACUGACGAUGAGGCAGAAUAUCUGGAUGUGUGGAAUACGAGUUCCACGAAAUUUGGUCCUUAUUGCUUCCAGCAAGUAGCAUGAACUUCUGUGUUCACCUGUAUAAUUUAUUUUAAAGAUUCAAAGGAUGUUUGUAUAAAUGGCACUGCUCCCUCCUCCCUCUCUGCAUUCAUCUUUCCCCUAUACUGCACAACUCCACUGUGAUAACCCAUCAAUUGAAAAAAUAUGAUAUGAUCUGUUCUCUUUACAUGCAGUCUUUGAAGACCACAAGACUAUCUGAAGGUCUUUUAAAACCCUCUGGAUGUCCUGCAGAAAUAUAACUGUAAAACCGCUUCCAUUUCCAAGACUAAAUAUACCACGACUACUUAGUGACUUUUUGCAUGCCUCCUCCCCUCCCCUAUCCCUUUUCAUUAUAUAGGAGCUGGGAAGUGCCACAUGGAUAAUGUCAACUUGUGUGCUAUAUCUCUGAGGUAUGGUGAGGUGGCAUGGGAGUUGUCUGUGUGCAGAGGUACCUCAGAGAGGUAACCCAGGGGCAGCCCAGGUCACAGGCUGUUGCCAGUAGCCAUGAAGGACUGGGUCAGCUUGGGCUGUUUGUACAGCUCCGUACUGCCUAUGUGUAGCCAUCUUUGCCUUUUGCUGCAAUAGAGAUGAGCAAUGGAUUAAACAAAGGCCCGUAGCUAGUUUGCAGAACCACUCAAUUUUAAGUGCUGUUUAAAUUACAGAGCAGAAAACCAUGUGUGGGAACUGUGGUUACAGGAAAUGGAGCACUAGGACAGCAUUUACUUCUAGACUUUUUUGAGUGAUAAUAGAAAGCAGGCUGAUCGACUUGAAAUAAAACAGCAAAAGCAAAAGUAGCAACAUAUGUCAAAAUAACUCACUUAAGCAAGGAAGCAAUCACUGGAAUGUUGCACAGAGGCUAAUAGGUAUAUACUCUUGGGUACAGUGGUGAGAGGGGGCCCAUUUGAGAUUUUCCUUCUAAGGUUUUGGUUUUCAUUACCCCAAAUAAGCUGGUCCCAAGGACAGAGGCUUGUUUUAUGAAUUUCACUACCAGAUUUCUGGGAUGCUGGAUCUUUUUGAUGGAUGCCUCACCUAUUACUUGUCAGGUCCCAAGCUCAUACCUGAUAGCACUAUACCCCCACUUUUCAUGUAUGGGGUAGUCUAAUAUAUUCUUUUCUCUAUUUUCCCCUACCAGAAAGUUCUUAGUGCAGACCACUGUGGGAGCCUAGCUAGAAAUAUCUCUCUGGCAGUGGAAUUGCAACUUCUAAUCCUGCCACAGAUCAGUUGGUAUUUACGGGUACCUCUAUUAGGGACUCUUUGAUAACUAAAAUAUCAGGAGAAAAAGUCUUCUAACUUUCGGUGAAAAUAUCUACUUGACUUGAGUAUAGUUCAGAAAUGAAAGUGGGUGAUCAAGGGUUUUGCUUCAUACUAAAACUGAUGUCUUCUGACCUUUCUUACAUUUUGCUCUUAGACACAAACAAAGUGUUUCCCUAGUGUUUCUGCAUGUGAACAUAAAUGAUCAUUUCUCCACAUUUAAUUUAAAGGUCCAGUGAUGUUGCGUUGCUUUUCUGAUCACAUUUGGCCUCAUAUCAUUUUGAAAGUACAGGUAGUGAUAUACUAUGUUCAGUAGGAAUAGCCUCUCAGUGGAUGGGGACUAAGUCUCUCCUUAGUCGUUCCAAAACCAAAUUGUUGGCAUUAUUUCCAGCUGUGGGAGAAUGGGUUGGUUGUGAGUAAUCUAUUUCCAUAUAUCAGUCUUAGAAAUGGAACUAUCUUUUGGGUUUUAUGGUGAGGGAAGGAGGGAGUACAGUAGAUUGUUUCCAGAAGCUGGAAAAAAAUAUGCUCCAGGAGAAUUUAAUCACUGGGUUUCUAUUGGGAGUUUUUCAGUUGGUGGAACUGUCAAGGAGAUGCUGUGAUGACAGAAAUAUAAUCCUUAAAACAGACUGGAAUCUGGCUUUGAAUGGUGCCUUCCAUUCCCCAGAUAGAGCCAAACAUUUGACCACGCAGUCAGUUACCCAGCUGCCAUUGGUGUGAUGGAGGAGUCUAUUUUCACCAACUACUGUCUCAUAUUUCUCUGUGAUGCUCAAAGCAGCCCAGAGAAAAUUUAGGGUACAGGUGGCUCUGGGCCAAUUCAAAUAGCUCCAGUUGAAGUCACAAGUAAAUUCCUGGUAUGAAAAUAGAUGAGGUACUGACUACUGUAGGGGUCCUGGUACAUUUGGAAAUCAUUCCAAACUGAAAAAAAAACAAAAAACAAAAAAUAUUAAAGUCCUACGUUAUUGAUGGGGAGUGAUAUAUGACCAAGGCAAAUAUCUCUUUGAAAAAGCAAAUACCCCGAGGACCUGGGCUUUCCAAAAAAAGAACAUCAAAAAUGAACAGAACAGUUAUGUAUUUAGUGGCUUAAACCUUAAAUCUACCUCCUGCGACAGUUUUAUUUUUAAUUGAUCACUGCGUGUGACAGUCCUGGGCUUUAGAAAGAGCUAAGACCAUAUGCUCCAGGAGUUUCCAACUCAGCGUACAUUUAUAGUAUCCCCUUUAGUGGGCCACCAGGAGUAUAGAAGCAAAUGGUCUGGCCCUGGUCUGAAAACCCACAUAGCUUUGAAAGACUGAAAACUAUAUACCUAUAGAAAUAUUUUCUACAAAGCCUACUGAGACAGUAUUGCAAAGAGUGACUGACUAAGCUGACCUUCCUCUGUGUUUGGCUUAGAAGAAAGCCCUUUGUGUGGUGGCACUGUCUGCUCUGGGAUUCCAUUUUUAGAUUAGGCAGAUAGAGGGAUGAGAAAUGGAGUGUUCUUAAAAGACAACAUCACAUAACCUUAAAGUUGGUCAUUUUUGAAGCCUUAUAUUCCAGUAUUCCACCUUUACUGAAAUAGAACCCCGUUAAGCUGUGCUUUAUCACAUUCAAGGACUUGAGAAAGAACAGAAGCCAAGAAGGGAAUAAACACCAUGGCUGGGAAUUUCGCUGUAAGAGUUCUGGUUACCUCUAUAGAGGUUAUAACCUAAAACCAACACAAUUUCUGAAACAGAGAAUUUAGCUGGUGAGUACACAGCCAUGAAAUUAGUGAUGACUGAUGGAAAGCCUCUCAUCUCCAGUGGCCCCCCCAUCCUUUCGUCAUAGCUGCCCUCAGUGCUUAGGCAGAUCUGUCUGCACUGAGAGAUACUCAACAGGUGGUUAUUUUUGUUUGGACCUAGAAGCAGUUUCUUUGCCUAAAGGAUUUUGAAAUUUAUUUACUAGACUCCUCAUAAUAUUCAAGUCUUAGAAAAUGUGGGGCAGCAGUUUUUUUUUUUUUAACAUGUCAACUUUAUUUAAAAUAUUUGGAUUUUUUAAUUAUAAGAGUAGAACAUGCUUUUUAUAAAAAGCUCUAAUACCAUAGAUGAGUAUCAUGUGCAAAGUCAACAUGUUCCUCAGUGCUGGUGUAGUGUCCUCACUUCCACUCCCUAGAGAUAAAGUGUUAACACUGAUAAACAUUGUUGCUUGUAUGUUAUGCAAAAAAUACUCUGCAUACACAAGCCACCCCCCGACAUAUAGAAAUGUAUUUAUUUGUAUACAUAUAUGUGUAUAUAUACUAUAUACACAUAUUUUGCAUAGGUUUAAAAAAGAUAAAACAUUUUAGAAGCAUGCCGAUCAUCUAUAUAUGUGUAGUUAACACCAACAGACAAAGAUAAGGUAACAGAAAAUUUUCAUUUAUUCUUUGUUGGUUCUACUGUUACUAAGCUUAGUUCUAUUACUGCAGCAUUCCAGUUGCACAUGGUAUUUGUUAUUGCCUGUGUCAUAAAAUCCAUGACCAAGAGGUCUCAUAAUUGUUUAUGCUACCUUUCAUGAAGCAUUAAACCCACCUGAGCCCAGAGACUUGUCUGCUACUUUUGGAUCUCAAGUGGAGAGUUCCUUCCUCUGUGAUGCUGACAUCUCUUUACAAGGCUGAGUUUACAGGGCUAACAUUCAGUAGGUUGCCUAAUGAUAUUUAAUUAGGGCAAGCUACUGCCAGGAAGGUGUAAUAACUUGGAUGUGGGCUGGGGUCUGAGUAGCUUGGCUGACUUCCAGUAGGAGUAGCUAAUGAAAUCACUGAGAACAGCAUGAUAUUUUAUUCAAUUAUGCUAUUUAAAAAUAACAUAGAUCAUUGUUAAAAUGACUCAUCAUAACUAUCAAAUAAAACUACAAAUUGCUCUACUUAAAUGAAUUAUUUUCAUUUUAGGGAAAAAAUAGAACAUUUGUUAGAGAGUUUUCUAAUUAAUCUUUAACAUUUACUUAAUAUAAAAUAGCUUCUGCUCAGGUCUUAAUAGAGCCAUCCCUGAAUCUCUCAACUUUCUCAUUCUCUGAACUCCACGUUCAGCUGACUGGAAGUCUUAUAGGUUUCUCUCUGCUGAGCCUCUCAGAUUGACUUUGGCCCCAUCUCUUUUCUGUAUCCUAGUCAUCACUCAUCUCUAGUCUUUCCAAUUGUCUGACUAUGGCAAUAGUCCUGCUCCUGGACUUUCUGCCACUACCUUCAAUAAUUUUGUCACACAGAUGCCCAAAUCUCCCCCAGAUGUUAUGCUCAAAAUGGAUCAAAGAGAAAUUACCCUCUGGGACAAGUAUCCACUUUGCCCAAAGGACAAAUACACGUUCACUGACCUUCAUCAUCUUACAGAGCUAUAACAAGCCUUGUUCUGGGAAGUAAUCUGACAGAUAGGUUUAGCAAAUUUCUUAGUCACACCAUGAGAGUACACAAUCAUGGCAGCUUCUUCUACAUCCAACCAUAUAAACAAUAUGCCUCCUUCAAGUCACUUGGAUGGCUGGAUUAUAUAUAUAUUAUACUCCUACUGGCCAUCUGUGGAUUUUAGGCUGUCUCCCCACAGUUGAAUGAGAAACCUAAAAGUAGGAACUAAACAGGGAGUAGUGCCCCUGGACACCCUGUGCUCCUGGGACACUGAGAGUCACUGAACUGGCCUCAAAAAGAAAGCAGAAAGAAUAAUUCUUAGGCUGUUAAAGCAUUUCAUUUUAAACUAGAGAUUUGAAUAUUGGAUGGUAUCCUCAUGGACAGAUUCCAGAGUCUAUUUAUAUACGUAUUCAGUCGUUCAGCAUGCAUUCAUGUUCAUGAAUCAAUCAUACAUUCUUGUAGUUAAUUAUUUAUUUAAAAAUAUAUUUAUCACUUACUCUCAUGCAGUCACCAUACCUAAGAUAUAAGAAUGAAUGCAAGAGACAAAACUCUUGGCUUCAUGGAGCUGGCAGUCUAGGAGAUAAGACAAAUUCCGAUGGGAUCAGUUCUGUGCAGGAGAACCCCCAGGUCCUAGGGGAACAUGAACUGAGGGUUCAGUCAAGCCUGUAUUGUACCAGCCACUCUUUAGCCAGCAAUGUUGUAGACUUGGAAGUAUGAGAUGAGAAUAGGAAUAUGAAAGAAAUGACAUUUUGCAUUUCCUUUUUCUUGGAGUCUUGGAACUGUUCUCAAAAUGCAUUUGAAACCAAGACUUUAAGAUGAGACUUAGAAACACUACUAAAAUGAGAGCUAAAACUCAUUUAUCCUAUAUCUCAAGGACAGAACUAGAAACAAUGGGCAAAAUUUGCAGUGGGUUUUGAAUAAACAUAAAGAUGAAGUAUAAAUAUUGUCAAACAGUAGAGGGGGCACGCUUAUGGAGUUGAAAACUUUCAGCCACUGGCAGUAUUUAAACAGAAUAUACGAGACCACCUGGAAGGACAUUGUGAUAAACAAGUGUAUCUGAGGGACCUGGAAUUUGAUUCUGUGAAUUUUUAAAUUUUUCUUUUAAAAUGACGUUGAAUGGCAGGGUUUUAUUUUAAAAAUUUAUGAAACUCUUGACGUUUAAUCUUGAAAACAUCACUUUGUGCGAGGCUUUAAAAUUUGGGGGAGAGUGACCUUUAGAUUUAAAAAUUUUUAAACCAACUAGGCAUGAACUUAAGAGCUAGUGAAGAAAAACAUACUAAGAGGUAUAACUUCCUGCAAAAUACUCCUGGAAGCAUUAAGGGUUUUGAUGAAUAUUCUUAGGCAUUCUUAAGCAAAGUCCUAUUAGAAAUCUGUUUUACUGUCUGUCCAGUAUAAAAAAGUGCUGUGAUCUGAUAUUCUUAGAAUUAAAUGUAAUCUAAUAUAACCACAGAAGAAAAUUCUGCCUGAGAGAUAUUUGGGAUCCAAGUAAAUGUAUGUGAAAGCAAUCAUGGAAAAUGCCUUGGCUUCUGCUCCUGGCAUGAUAAUUACAAUGGAGGGCUUGCCCAUGGAAAUAAGAAAGUGAUGACUCUGGUUUUUCCCCAUUUUCCAAUGUUUCAAUAUUUUGAGCCAAAUGGCAUCUUAAAUGGGAGUCUUUAACUGUGGGAACAGCUGAAACUCUCUUGUUUCUCAAUCUUUUAGUGAAACACGUAUAGCUUUCAACCGAAAAUAGCUUAAACAACUCAAAUCUAUACUGUUUAUUAAUAACAAUUUCGGUAAUUUUUAAAAUGUUAGUGCUUUAGCAUUUUUGACACUUUUGAGCUUCAUUACAAACCCAUGAGGUGGAUAAUGCAGAUAAUGCAUUUUACGUAGAUAGAUGGAAUCUCUGCGCAGUGAAUUCAACUUGCGCAGAUUCGUAUAGUAAGUGGUAGAACCGCCUCCAGAGCUUAGAUAUUAGCAGACAAACGUGUAUACAAUAGAUGUUUUCUAAGUAAAUAAUUUUUCACCGUUGCUUCAAUGCUGUUUUACAUCAAUCAUUCCAAUUUCCAUAAUUUAGAAGGCGCCUCCUUGAAAAAAUAUUUACCUAAGAUCCCAUACCAAGAGUUGGUUAGAACUGAGGCAGAAAAUGGAGUUAAAAAUGGAGAGUUUUUCCUAUCAGACAGAUUUCAACAGCAUUAUCAGCUUGGACAUAUUUCAAGGGCAAAAAAGGUCAAAUGUUUUGGAACCGAGGUGGAUUUCACAAGAAGAAAUGAACACCAAGGAUGACUUCUUGGCUUCUCUACUUUAUGAUUCUCAGCAUUUAAGAAUGUUAGUACUAUUUUCUCUUCUUGGAAGUCACUAUUGGAAUGAUAUUAUUUCAGAAUGCUGCACCAAAGUGUUGAAAAUGGUCUUGCCAUUCAAGACUCCAUUGCUUUACGUUUAUGGCUGGGUAUGCACAGCUAAGUCCAUACAUAGUCACGUACAUAGAGACCCAGUACAGCUAUGGGAAGUCAUGCUGCGCUGGAAGUGGAAAGAACCAACGGGCCUGAGCUGUUCUUCAAUUCUGAAUCUCAUAUUUUACAAGGCAUCUCGAUGAGCAGAUUCGUGAAUAUGUAGAAGAGGGAUGUUUGAUCUGGAAAGAAGACAAAAUUGGAUUAGGAAUAGGACUGUUUGGAGGAAACAGGUUAAGUAGGACUGUUAUAUUCAAGUUCUGUAGGGCAGACAAUUGGCAGAAUAAAAUAGAGACAGAAGCAAUCAGGAACAGAAAUAAAAAGGAGGUAGGCUUGUUACUUAUAUAAGGAUUUUUUUUUUCUUAAACAUUACAUCCAGAGAAAAUGGAUUGGACUUUCUAAAAAGACAGAGUGAACUUAUUGCAGCUAGUGUUUCUUCUAGUAUUUAAGUGAAAACUGAACAGCUCAAUCAGGGACCAUGUAAAAGCAGGUCCUUACUUGUGAGGGGAGGGAGCUUAGACUAAAAGACUUCUGUGCUAUUCUCCAGGUUUAGCUUUCUACGACUUUAGAGCAGAACUCAAUUAGGGCCCUUUUCCCAGCCUCCCCCGUCCCCCAGGUUCCUGCCACGUAGAUGACAAUGAAAGCAUUUUUGUAAAAACACCAGUCAUUGAAAAUAUAACCCAGAUCAUUUAGAAGCAGGUAUUUCAUGACCCUAAAAUAAAAUUUGCUUUCCUUUUACAUGCACAUACACUUUACCCAAUGGCUAGCCAAUUCCCAAAUCUCCUGAAUAAGAUAUAUGUUUCUACUAAGUCAGAACAGUCACAAGUUCAGGAAUUAAAGUGAAAACAAAGGAUCUAGUGUUCAUUUUCAUAUUUUCUACCCAUUUGUUGUUGGAGGUGUGCAGAUCUCUAUAUUUUAUGGUAAAGCACGGAGGCAAUUUCUAUAACUUACUGUCUUUAAAUAAGACAACCUCACAUCACUGGA
Molecule: messenger RNA, 11470 nt
Organism: Equus caballus (horse)
Lineage: Eukaryota; Metazoa; Chordata; Mammalia; Perissodactyla; Equidae
Gene: DGKI
Product: diacylglycerol kinase iota
Biological process (GO): intracellular signal transduction; diacylglycerol metabolic process; regulation of synaptic transmission, glutamatergic
Cellular component (GO): nucleus
Molecular function (GO): ATP-dependent diacylglycerol kinase activity; protein binding
Source: RefSeq, a predicted model, not a curated record